This is a messenger RNA of Balaenoptera acutorostrata (minke whale), 273 nucleotides long. RefSeq names its product X antigen family member 3-like. The annotation marks the transcript as partial. The transcript has a single exon. NCBI's taxonomy places the organism in Eukaryota, Metazoa, Chordata, Mammalia, Artiodactyla, Balaenopteridae. The record is from RefSeq and is a predicted model, not a curated record.
AAUCCAGUUGGACCUGUGGUUGCCCAGCACCCCAGUGAUGAACAAUCUCAACAAGAGGAACCACCAACUGAAAGUCAGGACAGUCUACCUGGUCAAGAGAGAGAAGAUGAAGGAGCAUCUGUUGUUCAAGGGCCUGAUCUGGAAGUUGAUUGACAGGAACUGACUCAGCCAAAGACUGGAGGUGAGCAUAGAGAUGGUCCAGAGGUCAAGAAGAAGCUUUUACCUAACCUCGAGCUCAUUAAUAUACCAGAAGCAGGUGAAAGACAGCUAUAG